GGUCGAGGAAGGGCAGGUGGUGGCCACAUUUCUUCGCUGCCCUUCCCCUGCGCUCCCGGUCACAGUUCCGCCCUUACUAGCCCCACUUCCGGCCAGAAAAGACACUUCCACCCGGAAAAGGGGUCGUCCCGCUGGUGGCGCCAGAAGUAGCCAGGUCUCUAUUUCCUGCCCACCCAUAACUUCCGCCAGGAGAUACAGUCUCCGCCGCUGUUUGUUCCAUCCACGAUCAACGCAAACGAAGCUAGAUUCUCUCCAACUCAAGACGAGAGCUCCUCUCUCACGCUGCAGGAGAAGGAAGGGCGGGGAGGAAACAAGCCUCCGCUCUCACGCCACACCCUCCCACGUUCGCGGAGGGGAAGCCACAUUUGCCCUGAGAGAGGCGCGGCCGCUUUUUUCUAACCCCGCUCUCGCGAGUUCUCGGAACUCUCGCGAUAACCAACGCCCGACUUGUGCGCCCGGGAAACCCCGUUGCUCCCUUUUCCGUGGCUGGCAGCUUGGAGGCCGCACGAUGCCUGGAGUUACUGUAAAGGACGUGAACCAGCAGGAGUUCGUCAGAGCUUUGGCAGCCUUCCUCAAAAAGUCCGGGAAGCUGAAAGUCCCUGAAUGGGUGGACACUGUCAAGCUGGCCAAGCAUAAAGAGCUCGCUCCCUACGAUGAGAAUUGGUUCUACACACGAGCUGCUUCCACAGCACGGCACCUGUACCUCCGGGGCGGCGCUGGGGUUGGUUCCAUGACCAAGAUCUAUGGGGGGCGUCAGAGAAAUGGUGUCAUGCCCAGCCACUUCAGCAGAGGCUCCAAGAGCGUGGCCCGUCGGGUUCUCCAAGCCCUGGAGGGGCUGAAAAUGGUGGAAAAGGACCAAGAUGGGGGCCGCAAACUAACACCUCAGGGACAGAGAGAUCUGGACAGAAUCGCUGGACAGGUGGCAGCUGCCAAUAAGAAGCAUUAGAACAAAUGAUGCUGGGUUAAUAAAUUGCCUCAUUCGUAAUCCU
Molecule: messenger RNA, 989 nt
Organism: Balaenoptera musculus (blue whale)
Lineage: Eukaryota; Metazoa; Chordata; Mammalia; Artiodactyla; Balaenopteridae
Gene: RPS19
Product: ribosomal protein S19
Exons: 6
Coding region: 509-946 (145 amino acids)
Biological process (GO): translation; ribosomal small subunit assembly
Cellular component (GO): ribosome; cytosolic small ribosomal subunit
Molecular function (GO): RNA binding; structural constituent of ribosome
Source: RefSeq, a predicted model, not a curated record